CGCGGCGGCGGAUUGGAUUGUGGUGAUCCCUCCCGACACCGAUGCCAGCCCUUCCCACUCUCCCCCUCCCCCUACCCCGCCGCCCAUCCGACUCCCGACGGCGCGGCCGCCUGCUCCUGUUCCUCAUCGUCCUUGUCUCCGCCGCCGCGGCCCUCGCCUACCUCUCCUGCCCCUCCUCCGCGCUGACACCGCCCCGGCCAGCUGUGCGGGCCGAUGCCGAUUGCUGCAGGGGUACCCAGGGGCUCGAGCUCUGGGGUCCGGCGGUCAAGUGGGGCUCUAACCACCGCCUGCCCUCUGCCGCCGCCUGCUGCGCCUCCUGCAAGGCGAUGUGCCCCCACGCCGAGGACGGCGCCUGCCGCUGUAACUCAUGGGUCUUCUGCGGGGACGAACGCAGAUGCAAGGACAGGCUCGGGGAGUGCUGGCUGAAGAAACAAAAGGACGUGAUGGCUCCUGCUGUUAUUGCAAGCGGGGAGGACGUCAUGUGGACGUCUGGUCUAGUCUUUGCAAAAGGAGAGCUGUAUGCUUGUUGGCAUGUGCUUCAAAAGAAAAGGAGAGAAGGGAGCUCUUUCUUCACUAAGGGAAUUGUGGCGCUUGAAACAAGUCUUGGGACACUUCAUAUUCAAUUGCUGCCUGGUUGUGCACCGCGGUCUGUGGACUACUUCAUCGAGCUCUUGGGCUUGCACAACUGUGCUGGGUGCAGAUUUUAUCGCGCGGAAGGACGUGGGAAUGUCUGGGAUGCAGAAGGCAAUCAUGACAAAAAUGCUGCUUUUGGUCCCCCGUAUGCAUUGCUUCAAGGGACACUGGAAGUUGAUGGUGUGCCUUUCAAGGGCAUAACAAGAGAAGCAUGCCCGGAGGUGAAAAGAGGGUCCAUUGCCUGGGUUGGAUCAGGGCCGGAGUUCCUGAUCAGCUUAGCAAACCACGAGGAGUGGAAGGACGCCUACACUGUGUUCGGCCACGUGCUGCCCGAGGACAUGGCGAUAGCCGAGGAGAUGGCACUGCUGCCAGCGAGCACGGACGUGUGGAGCAAUGUAACGGUGAAGGUGCUGAGAGAUCCUGUCUACUUCAAGGUGAAGAGGAGCUGCCAUGCUAGUUCUGUCUAGGUGAGGCAUAUUUCUUUCAUCAGGUGUUGGGGCAGAUACAUGUGUAGCCAAAAGCUAUAGAGCAGAUGAUCGCUUUAUUACUGUGCAUGCGAAGAAAGAAAGAAAGAAUUCUACACAAGAGAAAGCAGACUAUAUAUAGCACUGUAGAUGAUGAAGACGUGGGUCUGUUUAGCAUGGCUUAUUUUAGCUUCAGCUUCACACAUAAAUUGAGA
Molecule: messenger RNA, 1312 nt
Organism: Panicum virgatum (switchgrass)
Lineage: Eukaryota; Viridiplantae; Streptophyta; Magnoliopsida; Poales; Poaceae
Exons: 6
Coding region: 42-1100 (352 amino acids)
Biological process (GO): protein peptidyl-prolyl isomerization
Molecular function (GO): peptidyl-prolyl cis-trans isomerase activity
Source: RefSeq, a predicted model, not a curated record